This is a messenger RNA of Betta splendens (Siamese fighting fish), 814 nucleotides long. Its product is annotated as cytochrome c oxidase copper chaperone. The transcript has 4 exons. Gene Ontology annotation, molecular function: copper ion binding; copper chaperone activity. The record is from RefSeq and is a predicted model, not a curated record. Gene Ontology annotation, cellular component: mitochondrial intermembrane space. Lineage: Eukaryota; Metazoa; Chordata; Actinopteri; Anabantiformes; Osphronemidae. Bases 375 to 587 code for a protein of 70 amino acids. Gene Ontology annotation, biological process: mitochondrial respiratory chain complex IV assembly.
UUUAACGCUGCGCACCUCACGUGGUUCAAAUGUGCGUUCAUGUGACCACCGUGGCAUCAUAGUGACCACCGUUAGCUAACUUUACUUUAGCCGACGUGAGCGUUACGCAAUGCCAUGCAGUUAUCGAAAAGGAAGCAGGAGUAGUAGUACACAGUAGGACUCGGUAACGAAUAGCGGAUCACAGGGUUGUUCGGAACCGCACUGACUCGUCGUUGACAGAAACCCACGACCCGUCCGGUCCUGGACCUGUGCAGCUGCUGGACGCAUGGCUCGUGCUGUCACCGCGUCUCACGUUGCAUCAGUUCACCUUCCUCCAAUGUGUCACCUUGGGUAGAAAUACUGCUGAGACAUGCUUAGUUUGGAUUAUCUGUACAAUGCUGGAGAUGUCGGCUGUGUGUGCUGCCAGCGCGGAGCCUCCUGCAGUGACUGAGGGCUCAGAGCAGAAGAAGCCACUCAAACCGUGCUGCGCUUGUCCAGAAACAAAGAAAGUCAGGGAUGCUUGCAUUAUUGAAAAGGGAGAGGAGAACUGCACCGCUCUUAUUGAGGCACAUAAGGAAUGCAUGAGGGCGCUUGGAUUCAAGAUUUAACUCUUAUGAUUUGUUUGUGUGCUGCUGUGUGAAUGGAAGACAACCCUGAAUACUCUUCUUGUUUUUCUUUACACUCUUAUUUAUUUCUCUACUGCUGGGAAAAACGCUGAUGAUGCACUGGCUCUGGUGGAUGGAACAUUUGUGAAAGUUGUUUUAUAAAGUCUGCCUUUUUCCAGAAACAUGUGAAUAUCUGAACUAUUGUCUGAAAUUAAACAAUUCCUAUGCAG